This is a messenger RNA of Amorphotheca resinae ATCC 22711, 1051 nucleotides long. RefSeq lists its product as hypothetical. Gene Ontology annotation, molecular function: structural constituent of ribosome. Gene Ontology annotation, biological process: translation. Lineage: Eukaryota; Fungi; Ascomycota; Leotiomycetes; Helotiales; Amorphothecaceae. Gene Ontology annotation, cellular component: ribosome. The record is from RefSeq and is a predicted model, not a curated record. The transcript has 7 exons. The coding region runs from base 309 to 1028 and encodes 239 amino acids.
UGCCUCAGGAAGAGAUAUCAGGGCUGGCUCUGUCAAAUUACGGUACUGAGUUCAUUGAUUGAAAUCCAGUUGAAGUCUAUUCCAGAUGCAAAUUCUCCCAGCACAUUUCCCCUUACGACUUUGCCUUAUCUUCCGCUUCCGGAAGCCUCAUCAUCGCCAUCUCGCUGCGUGACCUGGAGGAGGGCCUGGCGUAUUCUGAAGCCGCACAAUCCCAACGACAACAGGAAGUUUAGAUUUUCUCGCGACAAUUCUUCAACCCAACACACGCCAAACGACAAAAGCACCUUGACCAGCGCGCGACCGUCAAGAUGAAGCUGAACAUCUCCUUCCCUGCCAAUGGCAGCCAGAAGCUCAUCGAGAUUGAAGACGAGAGAAAGUUGCGUGUGUUUAUGGAUAAGAGAAUGGGCGCCGAGGUUCCAGGUGACAGCGUUGGUGAUGAGUUCAAGGGCUACAUCUUCAGAAUCACCGGUGGAAACGACAAGCAAGGUUUCCCCAUGAAGCAAGGUGUCAUGCACCCAACCCGUGUCCGUCUUUUGCUGUCCGACGGCCACUCCUGCUACCGUCCCCGCCGUACUGGUGAGCGCAAGCGCAAGUCUGUCCGUGGUUGCAUCGUCGCUAUGGACCUCUCUGUCCUUGCUCUCAGCAUCGUCAAGCAGGGCGAGAACGACAUCCCUGGCUUGACCGAUGUCGUCCACCCCAAGCGCCUGGGUCCCAAGCGUGCUACCAAGAUCCGCCGAUUCUUUGGCCUCACCAAGGAUGAUGAUGUCCGCAAGUUCGUUAUCCGCCGUGAGGUUCAGCCAAAGGGCGAGGGCAAGAAGCCAUACACCAAGGCCCCCAAGAUCCAGCGUCUUGUCACUCCCCAGCGUCUCCAGCACAAGCGCCACCGCAUUGCCCUCAAGCGCCGCAACGCCGAGAGAACCAAGGAUGCUGCCAACGAGUACGCCGCCGUCCUUGCCAAGCGUGUCACCGAAGCCAAGUCCCAGAAGGCCGACCUCCGCAAGCGCCGUGCCUCCUCCAUGCGCAAGUGAUUUGUUUCCUGGUCUCCUGCACU